AUUUAAAUUCAGCGAAACCAAGUCGACAGGUUUGUCAAGAUGGAUAGUUUCAGGUUUAGGAGAAGCUAAAGCUAAGUCAGCAAGAGAGAUUUUCAAGCCUAAGAUUAAGAAAAAUUCAAGCUUGUUAACUAACCCGUCGUUAGACGAAGCGUUUUAUAUUCGUCUAAAGAGUGUAAAGAAUUCAGCCGCAGCCAAGAACAACAUCGACCCACUGGAAAAAGUGUAUCGAAACCAAACUUACAAACUAAUCGACGCAGUAAAACCUCUUAUGUUUUUAGCAAGCCGCAUAGGAAGGAAGAAGAAGUCAAGAAAAAUUACGCUCGCGGUUCGUGCAGCUCUUAAAUUGUGGGCAGUUCUCUACAACGACGUCACUACAGCCAGGCGCCGCAACAUUUUGUCGCAGAUAUAUCCUCAAAACAUCGGGCUUUUGGACAACAAGGGUAUCUUGCCAGUUGGCGGCGACCUUCUUUUCGGUCCUAAAUUUGUGGAUGCUCUGGUGGACCAAGUCAACACCCUCAACAAACUCGACCAAGCGGGGAAAUCAGCAGCUCCACCACCCAACCAACCGAGACCAUCUGCAUCUUCCGGAAGUAACGCUCAGAAUCGAGUCGAGGAGACCACUUACGUCGGGAGACUGGAAGCUGGAUUCUCAGACAUUCAACAUAAUCCGGACGACAUGGAAGCUGGAGGUGGAUCUUUUUGCCAGUUGCUGGAACGCACAAUUGCCCAAAUUUGUCAGCCGGUUUCCGCAACCAGGAGCGUGGAGAACGGAUGCGUUCUCCUUCCAGUGGAAGGAUCUGAAGGGAUACUGCUUCCCCCCUUUCAACAUGAUCCCGUUCUGCCUAUCGAAGAUUCGGCGGGAAGAGGCGGAAUUAAUUUUAAUAGCUCCAUACUGGCCAAGUCAACAUUGGUUCCCGGCCCUUAUGGAAAUGACGGUGGAGAUACCCAGGCUUCUCUUUCCCAAGGAGGGACUGCUUACAUCCCCAACGGGGGACCAGCAUCAGCUGACGAGGAGCUCAUCAAUCAGACUAAUCGCAUGGAAGCUCUCCGGAGUAGCCUCGAAAGCAGAGGCCUUCCGAAGAAUGUUAUUGAACUCUUGCUGGGUGCAGCAAGACUCAAUACACAAGCUGCAUAUCAAUCAGCGUGAAAAGCUUGGAACUCUUGGUGUAUCAAACGGGGUGUCCAUUCCAUGUCUGCUACUGUCAACGACGUUUUAAGCUUCCUGGCCGAAUAUUUCUCAGAAGGAAAAAGCUACAGCUCGAUACCCUAACCAAGGAUACAGAAGCAAAGACUCCAGCCACAACAACAACAACAAGUACAGAUUCUACAACAAUAACAACAAUAAUCAGAAGAAAUGAAUCAAGCCGGGCCGGAAUUUGAAUUAUCCUUCUUUUCUGCUUUUGAAUACUGAAUAGUUAAAGUACGCCCACCCACCAAGAGGGCGACACCUUUUUUGUUUUGGUUACCCCUCCUUUUGUUUGCUAAGAAUAAGCUAAUAAAAACAAGGUCAACACAGUCAAUGUCUUCACUUU
Molecule: messenger RNA, 1532 nt
Organism: Daphnia magna
Lineage: Eukaryota; Metazoa; Arthropoda; Branchiopoda; Diplostraca; Daphniidae
Exons: 3
Coding region: 269-1147 (292 amino acids)
Source: RefSeq, a predicted model, not a curated record